CCGGGGAAACGGGUUGAGGGCUCUCUUGCCGGUGGACUAGAAACUCCCGCCAUUUCGACAGGGAAUUAACCUCUUGUUUGAUUGGGAACACUUAAUUGUGACAUUUACGGAUAUAGUUUUCAGAGAAAUCGAAACCUCGAAAUAAGAUCUAUCCAGCGAAAUAUAUCAGUCCUGGUUUUAAAAUACUUUAUCGGUACUGUAAAGCGACAGAGAUCUGCAACCGAUCUCUGGCUGUUGCCGCGAGUUUGAUAUCGGCGUGGCUCUCAUCCUUUCGUGCCUACUGAAGGAACUAAAAGUUUACUAACUUAUCCGUCGGAGGAAAGCUGUAACAUCUUUUUACAACAUCUGGACUCUACUUAAAAUCGGGGCCCUUCUGCUGCUAUUGAAGCGGAGAAUGUUGCGAUGAGGCCAUUGGUGAGACGCUCACUGUUAUUGUUUUGCAACGAGAUAGCGAGCCAAGCUGCUAGCUAACCAGCUAGCUUUAGCACGCUGAGAGCCGGGGCCUGCCGGCAAUUACGCGAGACGUGCUGUAGCUGUGAAUAUACCCAACUGACACCUGGAUACAUGCUAACAACUACCACGGGGUGAAAUUUUGCUAGUCUGUUGCCAGAAAGUAUAUUUUAACCUCUGGCACUCGUGCCGUCUUUGGUACCGCCAUGGCACCGCUGCUGGGCCGGAAACCGUACCCGCUGGCUAAGCCGCUAGCCGAGCCACCAGGCCCGGGAGAAGAGGUCUACAUCAUCGAGCAUACCAAGGAGGCCUUCGGGAACAAAGAAGAGUAUGAGGCGCGACUGCAAAGAUAUAGUGAACGCAUCUGGACAUGCAAGAGCACAGGAAGCCUCCAGCUUACUCACAAAGAAGCCUGGGAGGAGGAACAAGAAGUCACUGAGCUGCUCCAGGAGGAGUAUCCGCUAUGGUUUGAGAAGCCAGUCCUUGAGAUGGUCCACCACAACACCGUGUCCUUAGACAAACUGGUGGAGAUGGCCUGGGUGGAAAUCCUCACCAAGUAUGCUGUGGGCGAAGAGUGUGACUUCCUGGUGGGAAAAGACCAAAGUUUGCGGGUAAAAGUGAUCAAGGUUCAUCCUUUGGAAACCCCAGAGGGCGAGUCGGGCGAGAAGAAGCUGGAAGGUGCAUGUGACUCCCCAUCCAGCGAUAAAGAAAACGCAAGUCAGGAGAACCAGAGGAAGGAGCCCCCGUCCCGAGAGGAGGACAGCAGGAGGGACAGCCUGAGCGACAGGGCGCGGCGUUCUCCAAGGAAAGCUACCACUGCCACAAAAGAAGAGAAGAAGAGAUGGGUCAUGCCCAAAUUUCUUCCCCAUAAGUAUGACGUGAAGCUCAUCAGUGAGGAUAAGGUGAUCAGCAAUGUCCCAACAGACAGUCUCUACAGAACAGAGCGCCCUCCCACCAAGGAGAUCAUGCGCUACUUCAUCAGACACUACGCUCUGAGGCUGGGCAAAGGAGAAAGCGCCCCCUGGGUGGUUGAAGAUGAACUGGUGAAAAAAUACAACCUGCCCAGCAAAUUCAGCGACUUCCUUCUUGAUCCGCAGAAGUUCUUUGCUGAAAACCCCUCCACAAAGCGUAAAAGCUUGACUUCUUCAGAGGGCAAACCAAGUAAGAAGGUCAAGACCGGCGACACACCUGGAGAGGAUUCAGGAAACGAGAAAGGGGAGAAGAAGAAGAAAAAGAGAGACUCUCAAGGAUUACCUCUUAGUCCCACCAUGUGGGGCCACAUGCAGAUGAAAAUGAAUGGCUCCCCCCUCAAGAUGAAGAACUCUGGGAGUUCUAAGAAAGGAGAAGGGAGAAGCUCAGCACCAUCCACUCCCAAAUCUGGCAAGAAAACUGGAGAAAAAAAGGAUGGGAAGAAGAGCGGAAAGAGUGGCGAUAAGAAGCUGGAUGUGUUCAAAUCUAAAAAAGACGGGAAGGCUAGCGACAAGACACCAAAAAUGAAGCAGAUGACUCUGCUACAGCUGGCUAAAGGGACGCCCACAGGGAGUCCCAAGAAGAGACCCCGUAGCACCAGCCUGGGUACACCGAAACUAGGGAAGCCGCUGCACCCGAUGGCUCUGCACCUCAUCCGUUAUUAUAAGGAGCAUAAAGGAAAAGAGGAUAAAAAAACCUCCCUCUCUUCUCUCGUUUCUAAAGCCGCAAAAACGCUAUCCGCCGAUGACCGCGGGCGUCUGCCGGAUGAGCUGAAGGAGCUCGUCCAGAAACGCUGGGAACUGCUGGAGCACAAGAAGAAAUUGGCGGCCAUGAGUGAAGAGGAGCGGAUGGAGGAGAUGAAGAGAAGGCGUGCCAAACUCAAAGAGAAACUAAGAGAGAAGGCCAAGGAGAAACGCAAGCAGGAGAUGUUGGUCCGACAAGAACAGUCACGUCGAUACGAGGACCAAGAGAUAGAAGGCGGCAAGGCGCUGCCCACAUUCAAACUGGUGGACAUGCCCGAAGGCCUGCCGAACACCCUCUUUGGCAGCGUGGCCAUGGUGGUGGACUUCCUGAACUGCUAUGCCCAGCUGCUAAUGCCAGAGGAUCAGUACCCGGUAACAGCGGGCGCUCUGAUGGAAGCUCUGGCCGGGGAGCGGUCGGGUUUCCACUACCUGAACCGCGUCUUGGUGGUUCUGCUGCAGACGCUGCUGCAGGACGAGCUGGCUGAAGGCUACAGCGAGCUGGACAUGUCCCUGUCAGAGAUCCCCCUCACCAUGCACUCCGCCUCAGAGCUGACGCGGCUGUGCCUGCGGCCAUGCGACGCUCACGAAGAGAGCGCCAAGGGGUCAGAGGACUCCGGGGCCAUGGGUGGAUAUGAUGAUGUGGUGAGCAGCGAGUUCCUGGAGAAGCUUGAAACGGUGGAGGUAUUUGAGCUAAGCCCCGAAGAGAAGGUGGAUCUGUUGGUAGCUCUGUGUCACCGCAUCCUCAUGACCUACUCUGUGGAGGACCACGUCGACGCGAUGCAGCAGCGCUCUGCCGAGCUGUGGAAGGAGCGUCUGGCGAUGUUAAAGGAGGUCAAUGACCGCAAAAGGGCUGAAAAGAAGAUGCGAAAGGAGAUGGAGAGAAAAGGUGAAAAGAAAAAAGAGGGAGGGGCUAAAAAAGAGGUGAAGAAGGAAGUGAAGGUGGAGCCUGAGCCAGAACCCGAGGACCUGAUCAGUCUGGUGAAGAGCCGACGGCUGAUGGCGAUGCAGGCGAAGAAGGAGAAGGAGGAGCUGGACCGGCAGAACAGAGAGCGGAUGGAGAAGGAGGCCGAGGAGGAGCGUCUGCGGAAGCAGAGAGCUGCUGCAGAGCGGGCCUUCCAAGAGGGGAUAACCAGAGCCAAGCUGGUGAUGCGUCGGACCCCGCUCGGCACAGACAGAAAUCACAACAGGUACUGGCUUUUCUCCGACGUGGUUCCUGGGCUGUACAUCGAGAAAGGCUGGGUGCACGAUGGCAUCGACUACAGCUUUACUCCUCCCCCUGAAGAGAAACCAGCCGAGGCAGAGAUGGAGGAGGAGGAUGAUGAAGGCAGCGAGGCGGCUUCAGUUCCUGAUCCACAAGAAGCUGAAAAGGACAACGCCAGUGUUGACGGUGCUGCAAGUGAAGGAGUCCAGCAGGGGGCAGCACCAGAUGUCUGCAUUGAAACUACAAUCCCUAAACAGGGACAAAACCUUUGGUUCGUCAUUGACAGCCCAGCUGAACUGGAGGAGCUGGUGGAAAGUCUUCAUUCUCAGGGAGUCCGGGAGAGCGAGCUGAAGCUGAAGAUUCAGAACCGGUAUCAGGACAUUCUGCACUCCAUCUAUUUGAGCCGCAAAGCCAAACUGGCACUCAGGAGCUGCGAUGGCUAUGCUGAGCUGCUCAAAUACAUGCGCAGCGACAUCCAGGAAAUCGCCUCUAGACUCCAGAAGGGUGGACUGGGUUACCUAGACGACAACGUUGAUAUAGAAAAUCAGCUGAAAGACAUGGAGAGCUUGAAAGACUUUGGAGAGUGCAUCAUCACCCUUCAGGCCUGCGUCAUCAAAAAGUUCCUGCAGGGCUUCAUGGCUCCCAAACAGAAGAAGAAGAAAAAACAAGCAGGGGAAGAAACAGGCAAAGCGGAAGAGGUGGACGAGGAGAAGAAACUGGCAGAAGAAGCCCGGGUGGCCUCAGCGGUGGAGAAGUGGAAGACUGCAAUCAGGGAGGCGCAGACUUUCUCCCGCAUGCACGUUCUGCUGGGGAUGUUGGACGCCUGCAUAAAGUGGGACAUGUCUGCCGAGAAUGCUCGCUGCAAAGUCUGUCGCAGGAAAGGUGAUGAUGAGAAACUCAUCCUUUGUGAUGAGUGCAACAAGGCUUUCCAUUUGUUCUGCCUGCGACCGGCUCUGUACCGCAUCCCUGCCGGGGAGUGGCUGUGUCCGGCCUGCCAGCCCACCGUAGCCAGGAGGGGCUCCCGCAUUCGAAAUUAUAAGCAAGACACGGAUGAAGAAGAGAGUGAGGAGGAAUCUGAAGAAGAAUGCUCUGAUGAGGAGGAGGAGGAUGAGGAGGAAGAAAAUGACUACAAAGCCAUGGGGCACAGCUUGAGGCCGAGGAAGAAAAAUAAGCAGUCUUCAUCUCGGUCGAAGAGCUCUAAAAGCAAACCCAAGAAGGCCUCCAGCAGUCAGAGCAGCAAGCAGCGAGCUGGCCCCAGCAACCCGGCAGACAUCGAUGAACUCGUGAGACAGAAUUCCCAAACAGGAGUAAAAAAGCAGGCGUUGGAGCUGGAGAGGUGUGAAGAAAUCCUGCAGAAGCUCAUGAAAUUCCGCUACAGCUGGCCAUUCAGGGAGCCCGUUUCCCCAGAUGAGGCAGAGGACUACCUGGACAUCAUCUCUGAGCCCAUGGACUUCCAGACCAUGCUGGGCAAAUUCAGCCAGGGCUCGUACCGCCACGCCCAGGAUUUCCUGGAGGACAUGAAACUGGUGUUCUCCAAUGCGGAGGAGUACAACCAGCAGGGCAGCACGGUGCUCUCCUGCAUGGUGAAGACGGAGCAGACGCUCACGGAGCUCAUCCAGAAGCUGCUCCCAGGAAUCAGCUACCUCCGGCGGCGCACCCGCAAGCGCGUUAGCCAAGCCCCUCCAUCAGAGGAAGAGGACGAAGAGGAGGAGGAUGAAGAGGACUGCGAAGAGCAGGAAGACGAACCCAAGAAAAAGGCGCAGAACGGCAAAUCCAACCGGAAGACGACCAGGAACGGUCGAGCCCGGAAAGACGAGAGCGAAACCGAGGAGGAGAGCGAGGAGGACAACAGCAGCAGGAGGAGGAGUAAGAGGACCUCUGCCACCUCCGGCAGGAAGGAUUACAGGGAGCUGGAUAGUGACGGGGAGAGGGGCACGAGGAGAACUCGUCACCGGGGGGAUCGGGGAGACGGCAGCAGCGACGAGGAGCAGUCAAGCCAUCAGCAGCGACAUUCCAAGAGACUGAAACACUCGUGAAAAGGGAGGUGUAUCUCCAUCAUCUCUGUUCUCCUCCUCUGGAAUACGACCACAAGCUCUCCUCCUCUUCCUCCUCCUCUCACAACCAGCAGGACUCAAACCUCAGAAGGACUUGUUUUUGUGUUGACAAAUUUAUGUUCACAUUUUGAAAAAAAAAAACAAGAAAACUGAUUUAUAUUUGUAACAUUUUUUAUAUUGGUGAUUUUUUUUGUUUUGUUUCAUUGUUUAUCCCAAGGAAGUAAAAAAAAAAAAAAAAGAAAAGAGAACCUAUACAUUUAUGGGUUGUCGUCAUGGCUCUUAGGGUUUCUAUUUCAGUUCGCGAUUGACAACUUCACACUAGGGUGGGUCCUGACACGCUUUGCCAGGCCGCCUCUGAGCUGCCACAGGAUUUGAAUACAAAUCUGUAGAUAUUCUCUGGUUUAACUUGGCCUACGUUAAAAUCCUGCUCAUCUUCAGGAAGCAGAGCGGCUCGUAGAGCUGCGCAGCCUUUCCUCAUCUGUAGUGCCCUGCCACUUUAAAACACCUCAGAAGAUCCACCUGUUUGUACUCCUCCUCUAAAAGUACAGGACCGUACAUAGAUUUAUGUGCAUAAUCUCUUGUACACAGUAUUUAAAACCAGCAUCUGUUUUGUUGUUAAAGAAAGUGGGAAUUUUUUAAAAUUUUUUUGUUUGGCACAUCUUAUUUUGAUAUUGUAAAUGAAAACCUGUCCAAUAAAUGCACAGAGAAAAUGUCUCAGCAAAAACUGACUUUUACGUUUUCUGACCAACAAUCGUCAACUCAGCCUAUUUCUUGGUGGCGUCACCAGGUGGCGCUCUGUUCCUUCAAUGACUCCAGUUUGCUGCAUAUUUCAGAGCUCUUUAAAAGGAAUACCUCUUAUGGCAGCCAAUUAUUACAUUUUUUUUGAUUGCCAACAUUGUGUAUAUAUUUAUAUAUCUGUACAGUGAUUAGGCUGUUUUUCCUGGUCUGUUCUGUGAAAUGCUGUGUUCCAGUGAUUUUAUUUUUUUUAUCAUCCAAACUUUCUGAUCACAAUCUUUUGCCCAACUUGUUUAUUUUGCUCAACCAGUAAAUUGUUUUUAAAGAAAAAAAGAAAUCCCCACUCUGAGUUACUGAGACAUGUUUGAACAAUCUGAGCCCUCUGGAGGACAUCCAAGUUCAGAUGUUUUUAUUCUUGGACGAGCUGCAAAAUGCUUUUACACUUAAUUUUUAAAUGAAUCUCUAUAUAUUUAUAGUUUAAAGCUGGAUAGGAAUGGUUGGAGGUUAAAGAAUGAAGCCUGUGGACAGACACUGCUGAUCUGAGCAGAGCAGAUGGCCAGGCUCAGGUCUGUGACAGAAAUCACUGCCAUCACAGAGUUGAUGAUGAAUGGGUCGGCCUUGACGGCUGAACUAUGUCUUUACUUUUUAAUAAAAUAUCAAAACAUU
Cyprinodon tularosa is the source of this 6818-nucleotide messenger RNA. RefSeq names its product bromodomain adjacent to zinc finger domain, 1B (gene baz1b). Gene Ontology annotation, biological process: chromatin remodeling. Gene Ontology annotation, molecular function: histone H2AXY142 kinase activity; protein binding. Gene Ontology annotation, cellular component: WICH complex. Lineage: Eukaryota; Metazoa; Chordata; Actinopteri; Cyprinodontiformes; Cyprinodontidae. The record is from RefSeq and is a predicted model, not a curated record. The coding region runs from base 657 to 5399 and encodes 1580 amino acids. The transcript has 21 exons.